UUGCAGACUCCGCUUCAGUUGCAAUUGCAGUCAAUUUCGAUCUUCUUCUUCAGUUUCUGUUUGUUCCUUUCAUUUUGUUUUCUUGUUCGAAAUUAAGCUUCGAUGGAAUGGUGGGGAUUGAUUUUACCAAUCCUUGUAUAGAUUUAACAAACUGAUGAUUCUUUCAACCCCCUCCGCCGGCUUUCUUCCAAGCCGCUUGAGCACCCACCGUCCGCCGGAAUCACAACGAUCACAUCCUCAAAAUAUUUCCUAUAAAUUCGAUCAAAUUCUUCAUAAAAAACCUUCCGGAUCAUCCUUACCCCUCAAUGCACGACCAAAAUCGUGUGAGUGUUUCGAUUUGCAUCAAAAUCUGAUACCCUAUGGGGAUGCAUGGUCUUGGCAAAAGGAAAUCGUGAGAGAAAAAGUGGGAUUGAUCGAUGCGAACCAGGAUUGCCCAGAUACGUUAAUUGUUUUGCAGCAUCAUCCUGUGUACACAAUGGGCACUAACAGUACAGAAGAGUAUCUCAAUUUUGAUCUCAACGAUUCUCCAUUUCCCAUUUAUCGAACUGAGCGUGGAGGGGAGGUUACUUAUCAUGGCCCUGGUCAGCUAGUUAUGUACCCUAUUCUCAAUCUGCGAAAUCACAAGAUGGAUCUUCAUUGGUACCUCAGGGCACUUGAGGAGGUCGUUAUACGCGUUCUUUCCUCGACGUUUUCAAUCAAUGCUCAUCGAAUCGAUGGUUUAACAGGUGUCUGGGCAGGAAACCAGAAACUUGCAGCCAUUGGCAUUCGGGUAUCAAAAUGGAUAGCAUUUCAUGGACUGGCCCUCAAUGUUACCACUGAUCUAACUCCAUUUAAUUGGAUAGUUCCAUGUGGAAUACAAAACCGGAAGGUCGGAAACAUCAAAGAGUUGCUAAGAGAAGUUGAUUUACACACUGGAUUUCAGAAAGAUUCCCAGUUGAUAGAUAUCACUUUUGAAGCUCUAAUACAGGAAUUCUCUGAAGUUUUUCAACUUGAUAUAUAUCAUAAAACCAUCCCUUCUUUGGAGUUCUUGAAGCAAAUUCCCAACAGCCCCCCUGCGUCAUCUGGUGACCAUCGCCGGCGACUCCCAAGAAUCCACGAGAAGACAACCAUUAGUUUAUAGUAAUGUUGAUCCUCCCAAGCAAGAAAAGGACAGAAAAUAGAUUUUCAAAAUUACAUAGCGACGGCUCAAUCGUCUUCGACCAUUCAAUUCCCACACCCUCUCUCUAACUACAAGACCCCCACCCCCACCUCCAUCAUGAAUUCUCAAAUCCAUUUCCAUG
Messenger RNA from Cucumis sativus (cucumber), 1280 nucleotides. Its product is annotated as octanoyltransferase LIP2p, chloroplastic. The record is from RefSeq and is a predicted model, not a curated record. Gene Ontology annotation, biological process: protein lipoylation. Gene Ontology annotation, cellular component: mitochondrion. NCBI's taxonomy places the organism in Eukaryota, Viridiplantae, Streptophyta, Magnoliopsida, Cucurbitales, Cucurbitaceae. The transcript is spliced from 5 exons. Gene Ontology annotation, molecular function: lipoyl(octanoyl) transferase activity. The coding region runs from base 155 to 1120 and encodes 321 amino acids.